GAACAAAAAACUAUUACUUCAUUACAAGAUGAAUGCAAAACCAAGGAACAAGAAUUGCGUACCUCACUACAACAACUUGAUCUUUUAACUUUUCACAAUCAACGUUUAACCAAACGUAUUGAAAGCUUACAAGAUUCGAGUGCUGCGAGGUUAUCACCCGGUUGGUUAGUGGGUUCGGCCAAAAAAGAACUUGAAAAAUCAAAAGUGACUUUAGAGGCUACCAAUAUAGAACUAAAUAGGAAAAUUGAAGAAAAUGAACUAUUUGAAGUUAACAGUUUAUAUACACAACAUGUGGCUUCUCUCCAAUCUAAGAUAUCGGAAUUGGAGAAAAAAACGGAAGAACUUCAGGCGCUUAUGGAAAAGAACGAGCAGAAAUUGAAAGAGGGUGAUGAUGUAUUGCAAGCUGAAGUUAUUGUACUUCGAGAUACGUUGGAAAUAAAUUUGGGUCUUUCAUACGAAUCACAGAUAGAUCAAUUUAGUGCAUUAUGUGAAAAAUUUGACAACGAAUCAAAUGAACUUAUCGAAAGUUUUAAACAAUUGCAAUCAAAUGCCCGUGAUUAUUUAAAAUCACUUAAAGAAAAGUCAGACUCAUCUUAUGAACUAGGCUUGAAAGUUAAAAGCGCUAGUUUAGUAUGGCAACAAAAUUUACAAAAACUAGUAGUAAAAUUGGCUUCUGCUCAAAAUAAAGAAAAUCUUAUUAAAGUCAACGAAUCUGAUUCGACUAAGAUCAAGGAUUUAGAAACUCAAAUUUCUCAGCUGAGAGAAGAGUUAGAUAGACAAAAGGCAACAUAUAAUGGUCUAGCGACAGAAAUGAAUCAGCAACAAGGAGGUAAUAACGUAGAAAACGGCGUUACUAGUAAUGAGGUAACAUCUUUACUUGUCAACGGAUUGAACGGAAUAUCGUCGAAUGGUGUAAAUCAUCAUGAUACAUUAGCCAAUAAAGAUAAUUCUGAAACAAGAGAAAAUAAUAUAAAUUCAUUUGUUUAUCCUCAUGAUUCUGAAAAAGGAGAAAGUACUGAACCUUCAGACCAACCAAUUAAAGAUACCUCACGCCCAACAGCUAUAACUGUUAUGACAACACCAAUAACAAGAUCUACAACUGACGACAUUGAUAUUAACGCAAAUCGCAAUGGUAAUUCAAGUAUUCUCGAGUUGGAGCGAGAUAUAGGGGGUGAUACUAGAAAACGAGAGGCUCUUAUUAAAAAUCAUUAUGAAUCUAAAAUAAACCAGUUAACAGAGCAGUUACAAUUGUCAGAUAGUAAAUCAUUGCGAUUAUACAAAGCUUCAAAAAUCAUUCAAGGAAGAUUAGCUGAAGCGGAUGAAGGAAAAUCACGAGCGGAACAAGAAAAGACAAGGCUACAAAACGAAUUGGACCAAUUGAAGGAAAAAUUGCGCGAAGAACGUGAAAAUUUCAAAACUCAAAUUGAUGAAAUGACAAAAUGGAUCAAUAAACAAGACGAAGCUAUUGAAGACAAAGAGCGCCAAUUAAAAGAUUUUAAAGCUGGGACUUCACCUGGUGGUGCUGCUCAAAAUGUUGCUCGAGGUGCUCAGCCAAAUUCAACUGUUUAUUUUGGAUGUGUCGGUAAUGAUAAAUACGCUGAACAGAUGCGUAAGGCUGCGCAGAACGAAGGUUUAAUUGUUGAUUAUUUGGUUACCAAUACACACCCAACUGGUACUUGUGCUGUUAUUAUUACUAAUAAUGAUAGGUAUUUAAAAAAAUUUUCCUAUUCCUUACACCUUGAACUACCUGAAAAAUGGGAAAUUGUAAAAAAUAUAAAAUUUUAUUAUAUUACGGGAUUUUUUAUCUCAUCUUCGUAUAAUUCGAUGUUGAAGAUUGCUAAGCAUGCGGCUGAAACAAACAAGGUUUUUACAUUCAAUUUAUCAGCUCCAUUUAUAUGUCAAGUUCCUCAAAUGAAAGAAAGUUUAAGCGAAAUUGUUAAAUAUUGUGAUAUCAUUUUUGGUAAUGAAUCUGAGGCUGAAGCUUUUGCCGUUUCUGAAAAUUGGGAGACGAAAGAACUUAAAGCAAUCGCUUUAAAAAUAGCGAAUCUUUCUAAAAUUAACACAUCACGUUCUCGUGUUGUUAUAAUUACUCAAGGUUCUGAGCCCACGAUUGUUGCAAAACAAAGCGAUGGUAGUGUAAAUGAAUUUUCCGUAAUCCCAAUCAAUGUUGAAGAAAUCGUUGAUACAAACGGCGCUGGUGAUUCUUUUGUUGGCGGGUUCUUAAGUCAGUAUGUGCAAGGAAAAACAAUCGAAGAAUCUGUUAAUGCUGGCCAUUGGCUGGCUAAUAUUAACAUUAAACGUGUGGGACCUACUUUUCCAGAAGAAAAAAUCCCUUAUUCUUCCUGA
Racocetra fulgida is the source of this 2346-nucleotide messenger RNA. Lineage: Eukaryota; Fungi; Glomeromycota; Glomeromycetes; Diversisporales; Gigasporaceae. The record is from the annotation of a GenBank genome assembly.